AAGCUCUUCAGACGGUUUCGUAGUUGCCGAGAGAGUGGAGGUCUGUGUUUUCUCAUUUCAAAUCGCAACGCGCUCGAGUACCGAUCGCUGUGAGCAGAGUGUCGUAUUCAUUUUCGGAACCCUGCCUACGUGCCCACUACUGCCCAGUGAAGAAAUUCGAAUAUUUUGUGAAAACUAAAAAUAGUGCGCGUCUUCGAUCUCGGUGACAGUGCAACAGUUCUGCUUCGGACAUCGUGACCAAAGUGUAUUACGAAAAAUUUGGUAUCACGAGAAGUGAGUUAUAGAUUCUGUGAGUUCUCCAGUGAUUCGUGUUGAUUCGGCCGGAUUGGACAUAACCGAUGUUUCUUAUCGCGACGUGAAAGUGCCGAAUGACUGUAGGGAGAAAGGUAGAGUUGUGUUAUCGUCUAAAGUGUUUAUAAAAAAGGCACCAAACUGUACGGCCACAGGGAGGACGAUAUGCUCACGAUGGAGUCAGAUUUGAAGGGCAGCAAUUUGCAUGCGCAAAUGCCCCCACACACGCACCAUGGUGUCUCGCCGAUGGGACACCAUACGGGUGUUUCACCCUACGGAGCCCUAGGCUCAAUAGUGCACAGCCCGGCUUUGUCCGUUAGUCCCCCAAGUACUGGUGGACUCAGUGGAUUAGGGAUGCAACAUCACCACCAGGCACAGCACCACUACAGUUCCAUGCAAGCUGCACAACAGCAGCAACAGGCCCAACAACAAGCCCAACAGCAGGCCCAACAGCAGCAAGUGAUGCACUCUAUAGCUCAGCAAAAUGCUGCUGCUCAACAACAGCAUCACACGCAACAACAGCAGCAGGCCCAGCAACAUCAGCCCCCAAACAACAACAAUAACACAAGUAAAACGAACAACAAUGAUCGUGUGAAAAGGCCAAUGAAUGCCUUCAUGGUCUGGUCCAGAGGACAACGUCGCAAGAUGGCCCAGGAGAAUCCCAAAAUGCACAACUCUGAAAUCUCGAAAAGGCUCGGUGCAGAGUGGAAGCUCCUCAGCGAAACGGAAAAGCGGCCCUUCAUUGAUGAGGCCAAACGACUCCGUGCUGUGCACAUGAAGGAACAUCCCGACUACAAGUAUCGUCCACGUCGCAAGACAAAGACCAUCAACAAGAAAGACAAGUUCCCUCUUGGCGGAGUUGUAUCCGGAGUCGCAGGAAUGCUUGGUGUUGAUCAGAGACAAGUUGGAGGUAACGGCAAUACCCAGCAGCAACAGUUAUCGCGAGAUGUUUACCAGAUGACGAACGGCUACAUGCCCAAUGGUUACAUGAUGCAUGAUCCUUCAGCCUACCAACAGCAUCCAGCCUACAAUAGUCAUAUGGCAGCUAAUGCUGCGGCUGCAGCUGCUUACUCCAGGUACGACAUGGGACAUCACAUGGGGGGCGGCAGUCCCAGUCCCAUCAAUAGCUACAUGAACGGAUAUGGAGGAUACGGCUCAUCAUCCGUACCUGGAGGCUCGCCUUCGCCUUAUCACCAAACUCAACCCGGAUCUCAGAUGUCGAGUCACAGUCCAAGCGGAAGUAGCAUCAAGUCUGAACCGACGAGUCCUGCGAGCGGCGGUAUCCAUACACCAACUCCAAGUUGUCCCUCCUCGACGGGAGCUGGUGGCAGUGUCAAAAGAGAGUACAUGGGCCAACAACAGCAGCAGCAACAGGCACCCGAUUUAAGGAAUAUGAUCAACCUCUAUUUACCAGGAGUCCAAGAACAGGGUGUUCUCCAACAUAAUCCUUCCGUGUAUGCUACCGGACCAUCGCCGGAUUCUCUCUCUCAACACCACUCGGCCUUACCACCUCUAUCACACAUAGAGGAUGGAUGGAUGAACGAGGCCUGUGACCCUGAGAAACGGACCGAGAAACAAAGCAAACGAGAAACGAGCUUGCACGUGGGGGCCUGCGAGAACAAAGCUUCCCGCGACUUCGGAAAUUUUCACGGGCACGGAGGACACACGAUAAGCGACAAGGAGGCAUCACACGAAUAUCUCGACCACCGUCAACACCCGCUCUCACCAUCACCGUAAACGACCAACAUUUUUUUGUCAGAAAAAAAAAAUAAUAAUACUUGCACACAUGUACACGAUCUUGUUCCGAUCUCGCAGCGAAGCGUCGCUUCUGCGACCCCCACGUUCUUCUCGUUUCGUCGGGAUUGUUCCUCUCGAUUCAGAGAAAGAGCGACGGAGGAUAGUGAAAACAAAAAGUAUAUCAUCAAACUUAGAAUGGAGCAGGUCGCGUUUUCUUGUUUGUGGAAAUGUGCAAGUUUUCUGAAAACGGUUUGUAAUUUCUCGUUUAAUUCAAUCCUGUAUACUAUGACGAAUACUUUGUUUUUAAUAUUAUUUGUCGAAUUGAUAUCAAGAGGAAGAGUUUUACAUGGGAGUCAUUUUCAAAAAACUGAUUUCAUCUUGAUUAAACUUUUAUCAAUCUUACGAGUAUUACUAUUUAAGUUAUUUUCUCACUAUUCUAGAGUUUAAUCUUUUUAAAUUAUUCAUUCUUCACUUGAAAGUCGGAAAUUGGCCCAUUUUUGAAAACGACCCAUCUAAACAGAAAAAAAGUGCUCAGUGAUUCGUUGACGAGUAUACGGGUAGACUCGUUCUCCUCAAGUAACCACUGUGAUAAAACAAUCGUGUAUAAGUCCUGAGAGAGAAUGAGUGUGGAUGAAUCUGAGGAGGGGGGUUUUAAAAUAUGAAAAUAAAAAAAAUUGUUUUGGAUCGCAAGUACAAAAUAUUUAAAGUCGUUAGUAGCUUGAGAGUUUUCUCCCCCUCCGUUAUGUAAAUAAAAUGCAAA
Messenger RNA from Belonocnema kinseyi, 2788 nucleotides. RefSeq names its product transcription factor Sox-2 (gene SoxN). Bases 457 to 2028 code for a protein of 523 amino acids. NCBI's taxonomy places the organism in Eukaryota, Metazoa, Arthropoda, Insecta, Hymenoptera, Cynipidae. Gene Ontology annotation, molecular function: RNA polymerase II cis-regulatory region sequence-specific DNA binding; DNA-binding transcription factor activity, RNA polymerase II-specific. The transcript has 2 exons. Gene Ontology annotation, biological process: cell differentiation; anatomical structure morphogenesis; regulation of DNA-templated transcription. The record is from RefSeq and is a predicted model, not a curated record.